Messenger RNA from Kluyveromyces marxianus DMKU3-1042, 600 nucleotides. RefSeq names its product Rrt14p (gene RRT14). Lineage: Eukaryota; Fungi; Ascomycota; Saccharomycetes; Saccharomycetales; Saccharomycetaceae. The record is from RefSeq and is a predicted model, not a curated record. The transcript has a single exon. Bases 1 to 600 code for a protein of 199 amino acids.
AUGUCGUCGUUAACCAAUCUACAUGCUACAACUGCAGUUAAUUCAUUGUUGCGGAAUAUGCUUCCUGGUUCAUCACUGGUGAAUACGGAUAAGAAAAGGUCGAAAAGAGAUAAAGGUUCGAAAGCACAAAUGAUUGAUCAUAACUUAAAGAAAAGGACAGCAAUCCAAGAAAGAAAUGUACAAAAGAUUAAGAGAAAAGAGAAGAAAGUCUUACGAAAGAAGAUAGCGGGGAAAAAAGAAGACCAAGAGAAAAUCGAACAGAAGGUCAAAUUAGCAAUUUUAAGAAAGCAUCAAGAAUCCGGAAAUCUCACCGAUAAUGAGAAGAGAUAUCUAGAUAAACUUAUGAAGAGAAACAUUAAAAACCUGAAGACUUGGGAUUUGGAGGAAGAAGAUGAAUUACUUGAUCUACAAUCCAAGAUAUUAGCUAACACAGACACAUCUAGUAAGGCAAGAAAAACUAAAUCAAGAAAACAGAAAAAGAAGGAUUUCAAGGAGAAGCUUUCCACCAUCACCGUGGAUCACAGAUAUCAAUCCUUGACUCCAGGAUUGGCCCCAGUUGGAGCAAGCGACGAGGAAGAUUCGGAAGAAGAAGACUACUGA